Messenger RNA from Chrysochloris asiatica (Cape golden mole), 3165 nucleotides. RefSeq names its product tetratricopeptide repeat domain 18 (gene CFAP70). Gene Ontology annotation, molecular function: protein binding. Gene Ontology annotation, cellular component: extracellular exosome; motile cilium. The coding region runs from base 1 to 3165 and encodes 1054 amino acids. Gene Ontology annotation, biological process: cilium movement; cilium assembly. The record is from RefSeq and is a predicted model, not a curated record. The transcript is spliced from 26 exons. NCBI's taxonomy places the organism in Eukaryota, Metazoa, Chordata, Mammalia, Afrosoricida, Chrysochloridae.
AUGGAGCAGAUGUCCUCCACAGGCCGGCCUGUGCAGAUCACUGUGACAGAUGGAUAUGAUUUGAAAGGUUUUAAAGGAGAUACUCCAAUUACCUAUAUUCGUGCAGAAUUCAAUCAGGUGGUUCUGGGAGACUCUGCAAAAAUUUCUGUUUCUUCAGAUGGAACUGCAAAAUACAACUUCACUAGCAGCUUUGAAUUCAAUCCUGAAGGAGGAAUCACUUUAGAUGACCUCGCUCACAAACCUGUAUUCUUAACAGUGACUGAAGUUUUACCAAAGGAAAAGAAACAGAAAGAUGAGAAGACCUUAGUUCUUGGUCAAUCUGUGGUAGAUCUUCUUCCUUUACUGAAAGGAGAGACGUCAUUUGAAACGGUGGUCCCAUUGCACCCUGUGCCAGGCUCGCCCCUAGAAACAAUUCGACCAGGUGUUAAGCAGUGCAGUCUUAAAGUGAAAGUCUCUGUGUCAGAGCCAUUACUGACCUCGGCCCAGAUCUCCGGGAGCAAUCUACUGAAGGUUACGUUGGAGGCUGCCUACUCUGUCCCUGAGUCCUUCAUGCCCAUCGGACCCCUGCAGAACUACAUGGUUGGUCUGCAAGUUCCAUCAAUAGGGGAGGACAGGGAAUUCAGGAAUCAAGCAGAGUGUAUCAAGAAAAGGAUAAUUUGGGACCUGGAAAGUCGCUGCUACCUUGAUCCUCCUGCCGUGGUCAGCUUUCAGAAACGAAUUGCUGAUUGUAGACUUUGGCCUGUAGAGAUCACAAGAGUUCCUCUGAUUACUGCAUCCAAAGGGAAAGGUGGCAAAUUAGAUAAGAGUGAGGAUGACAGUCAGCUUUCAUUUCAUGGUGUGGCUUAUGUUAAUAUGGUACCAUUGCUGUACCCGGGUGUGAAGAGGAUUCGGGGAGCUUUCCAUGUUUACCCUUAUCUAGACAGUACGGUGUAUGAAAAGACCAAAUUUUCAUUUAGCUUGUUCCGGGAUACUGGUCAUCAUUUGAUACAUAAUAAUAAAGUAGGAGGAAUUAUUUCUCCACAGUCCAAACCAGUUUCUAAGAACCUGAAAGAAGAUAAAACAAUCAAAGAAAAAGAUAUGGUAAAGAAGGGCAAGGACUGGGGAUGUGGUGAGUUGCAAGCACCUAGUAUAAAAUCUCAGAGCUCAGAUACUCCUCUGGAAGCUGAACCCUCUCUCAACCACAAUCCAGAGGGACAGCAAUAUUUAGAAGCAGGGACAUACCUCGUGUUGGAGAUUCAGCUAGACAAAGCCUUGGUUCCAAAGCGUAUGCCAGAGGAGCUAGCCAAAAGGGUCAAGGAAAUGAUUCCUCCAAGACCUCCUCUUACCCGUCGUACAGGAGGCGCUCAGAAGGCGGUGAGUGACUACCACAUGCAGAUUAAGAACAUUUCCAGAGCCAUCCUGGAUGAAUACUACAGGCUGUUUGGGAAAGAGGUGGCCCAACUGGAGAAUGAAAUGGACAGCGAAACCAUGGAAGACCAGAAGUGCCAGCUCAACUACGAACUAAACUGCUCUGGAAAAUACUUUGCUUUCAAAGAGCAACUCAAGCAUGCUGUGGUAAAGAUUGUGAGAGAGAAGUACUUGAAGACAACAUCGUUUGAAAACCAGGAGGAACUGCAGACAUUUAUCAGUGAGCUCUAUGUGUUCUUGGUGGAUCAGAUGCACGUGGUCCUAAACCAGGUCAUGCCAGAUGACUUCCAACGUGCCACUUCAAGCAUUUAUACGAGCAGUGAACAGCUCCGGCUCUUUGCCUAUGAAGCAGAAGUCAACGAGAAUUUUGAAAUGGCAGCUGUGUAUUAUGAAAAGAGGUUGGUCCGUGAGCCCCAGAACUUGGAGCACUGGUUGGACUAUGGUGCUUUCUGCCUCCUAACUGAGGACAACAGCAAAGCACAGGAGUGUUUUCGGAAAGCCCUUUCCCUCAACCAGAAUCAUAUCCACAGCUUGCUGCUCUGUGGUGUCCUGGCUGUCCUGAUGGAAAACUAUGAACAGGCCGAAAUCUUCUUUGAGGAUGCGACUUGCUUGGAACCAACCAGUGUUGUGGCAUGGACUUUACUGGGUUUGUACUAUGAAAUUCAAAACAAUGAUAUUCGAAUGGAGAUGGCAUUUCAUGAGGCCUUCAAACAGCUUCAGAUUCGAGUAACGAAGCAGAAGAGCGCUGGAACUUUAGAGUAUCUUGAAGAAGGAGGAAAGAUGGAACCCGGUUUAGACCCAUGGGGGAUCACCAAUGAUUCUGCAACAGCAGUCAAAGCAGAUGCCCCAGCAGCACCUGCAGGAGAAGCUACAAUUCUAGAUGACUUCCUUGAAGAAUCCUCCAAACUGCAGUCUGAGUCACAAGAACAAACUCAGGAGCCAGUUUCUAGCCCAAAACCAUCCACCAUGUUUCUCAAGGACAUACCAGCGAAGAAAGAAACAUCAAAAUGGCCAGCUUCAGCAGCUGCUCUGCAUCCCACCCCUAAUUAUUGCGUUUCCCAAACUCCUGCCACCAUCUUCAUGGAGACCAUACACUUCUUGAUGAAGGUCAAUGCUGUGCAGUAUGUGCACAGAGUCCUUGCACAUGAGCUGUUAUGCCCUCAAGGUGGCCCCAGCUGUGAGUAUUACCUGGUGCUGGCCCAAACACACCUUCUAAAGAAAGACUUUGCCAAGGCAGAAGAAUGCCUUCAACAAGCAGCCCAAAUGGACUACCUGAACCCGAAUGUCUGGGGUAUUAAGGGCCAUCUCUAUUUUCUGAGUGAAAAUCAUUCUGAGGCCAAAGCAUGCUAUGAGCGAACCAUUAGUUUUGUAGCGGACGCUUCUGAGAUGCACUUCAUCUUCCUGCGACUGGGCCUCAUCUAUCUGGAGGAGAAAGAGUAUGAAAAGGCAAAGAAAACCUACCUGCAAGCUUGCAAGAGAUCGCCGUCAUGUCUUACCUGGUUAGGACUGGGAAUCUCCUGUUAUCGGCUGGAGGAGUUCACAGAGGCGGAAGAUGCUCUCUCUGAAGCUAACGCAUUGAACAACUACAAUGCUGAAGUGUGGGCAUACCUGGCUCUGGUCUGCCUGAAAGCUGGAAGGCAGCUGGAAGCUGAGCAGGCCUACAAGUACACGUUGAAGCUGAAAUUGCAAGAUGAGGCUCUCCUUGCAGAGAUCCACAUGGUCCAGCAGAUGGUUGGUUUUGGAGAUCCGUCUUUCUGA